Rhinolophus ferrumequinum (greater horseshoe bat) is the source of this 2527-nucleotide messenger RNA. RefSeq lists its product as uncharacterized. Lineage: Eukaryota; Metazoa; Chordata; Mammalia; Chiroptera; Rhinolophidae. The coding region runs from base 1518 to 2267 and encodes 249 amino acids. The transcript is spliced from 9 exons. The record is from RefSeq and is a predicted model, not a curated record.
AGCUGCCAUCCACGGCCUCAGGCCUGAAGCCCACAGGGACGCACUCCCCAUUCAGACACCACUGUCGAGACACACGGAGGGGACUCGGGCCGGAGAGCGCCGGGGGGUCCGUGAGCCAGGCUGGGCCCGAGCACGGACAUCUGCCUGUCACCCCCACCUGCACAGCUGGGCCGGGCACCCUACCUUGCUCUCCCCACACCUGGUACCGUCCACGGCCGCAUCCAGCUUGGAGUGACAGAAACCUCCUGGACUGCCAAGCCCUCCUGUGGCCUGGCUCUGAAUUCCCGGGUCCUCCAGCCCUCAGCCCGGGGCCUGGCCGGCAGACAGGGACCUGGACAGCGUCACGUCACAGCUGACACAGCAGCACGCCCCUGACGGCCCCACUGCGGGCCGAAACCUAGAGUCACCUGUGCGAGGACCCAGGCCUGGGAGAGCCAGGGGACAGCCUCUCCUCACAGGACCCCGUGCGUCCCCUGCCCUAGGUCACAUGGCAGGGUGAUGAUGCUAGGACCUGAGGCCAGGCCCAGGCUGCUGGCGCCCACGGGUGUCCACUCACUGGCCUGGCCUCCAACACUUCACUCCAAAUGUGGUGAGGUCUCGAGGACAGGUGCCUCCUCUGUCUCCUUUACUGUACACGGAGCACAGGGCAGGGAGUGGACUUCUAGGAAAACAUGGCACAUCGAGGGGACAGCUUUAUCUCCACUGCCUUCCAGAACCCCACAGGGUGUAAAUCCACAAGAACAAAGAGCAAGGGAGAGGUGACGAUAGCAGAGGAAGGAUGUCAGCAAAAUUCUGGAAGCUGGAGAGCAGAUGGCUUAGUAAUGGCGACUCGGUGUCCCCUUGAGAGCUGAGAGCCCAGACCUCCCGGGAGCAACCACCCAGAAGCAGAGCCCUAGACGUCUGGGCGCCCCAGAGGCUGAGGCCCCGAGCCGGCUCAAGAACUGGCUGUAAGAACCCAUCAGACCCCAGAUCUCUCCCCAACCCUGCCUGGCCGAGGGGGAACUAGAUCUGGCCCAGGAACGUUAGACACAGGUGAAAGCCCAAGGCGGAAGGAACUACAGAGAAAAGGGGAUGAACAAAAGUGUACACGAGGACGCUGAGACACCCACCAAGCCUGGCUUCCCCAUGGAAGCCAGAAUGCUGUUGCCAGACUCACCCUCUCCCAGGAGAGAACUAGAGAAUUCCUCUCCAGGGAACCGAAUCACUCAGAAAAAAGGAGCCCGGACCCUGACAUUUGAAGAUGUCCUGAAGAAGCAGCCUCGUCCUGGCCAGUCCCCUCCGCAGUGGCUCCGGAAGGUCCUGCCCAGUCCCCAGACCGCCCCUGCGGCACCCCAGUGCCUCCCGCCAGGUGGAAAAUACAGCCAAACCAUUUACAGGAAACCUUAAGCACCAAAGAAAUAGUCUUUAAAAAUAACUCAAAGGAAGGAAAGACAUUGCAGGGAGCAGAAGAAUACAUUUCCGCGUAAGUAAUAAUGUCAGAAAGAUGAGAGAAGGUACUGGUUCCAUGAAGAAAGAUAAUGAAAAGGAGAAUUUGGUGGAGAAGGAAGUUGAAAGUACAAAAGGAUGACACCAGGGAGCCAGACCCCGUUGGUGUCCGCUGCCCCGCAGCCCCUCUACCUGGCACCCCAGUGCCCUGUCUGUGCCCCCCUCGGACCCUGCCACAGGGGAAGGCUUACUCCAGGAACCUGGUGAUGUACUCGCGGCUGCAGUGGGACCAGGCAGCUUUCCAAGGCCCUGCGUAUGUGGCCGUCACCAGGGACCCAGGGCGUCUGAACAACAGACAGCCCGCACAGUGGCUGUCACACAGCCCGCUCAGCUUGACCAACAGGACUCUGGGAGCCUGCCUCACGGCCUCCGGACUGUGCGCCUCCUGGGAGGACCAGCGAGGCAGGCAGCAGGGACUGCGGGUGACAGGUGAAGCCGCCUGGGCUACGGGGGCCCUCGCUGUGCCUUCCACACAGGGCAGCUCAGCUGCCACCAUCUGGCUGGCUGGCUGUUGGCCUCCUAAUAGGUGUCCCCACUGCUCCAUGGCCCUCCGGCGCACUUGCUUCUGUCCUCGAAAUGCAAACCCGAUCACAGCGAGUCUUUGCUCAAGCAGUUGUGGCUGUCCACGGGUCCCAACCUUCCAUCCUGUUUUUUUUUGGGGGGGCUUUAUUCCCCCCCAAACUCCCAAGCACCAUGACGCCUCCGUCCUAGCACCCCAUCCAUUGCAGCUUCACAUUCGUCGAGGUGACGGUUUCACUAAUGUCGCCCCCAACCCCCACUGACUCCAAGGGGCCCGGGCCUGCCUGCGUGGGCUCUCCUGCAGCACAUGAUGGGCACUCAAGAAAUUCUCGUGGACUGAAUGAAUGGAUCUUGAAUACUUGUCAAGUAUUUCCUGAAGGGCCCCCCACACCCUCCUGGACUGAAGAGCUUGGAGGCUGUUCCCACUGGGGGCCUGGGGGCGGCCUGCCAGCCCUCUGCCCCGCACCCACUUCUGGCCUCGCCAGCGCCACCCCGGUCCUCCCCGCACUGGCCCCGCCCACAG